Ogataea philodendri is the source of this 345-nucleotide messenger RNA. RefSeq lists its product as uncharacterized. The coding region runs from base 1 to 345 and encodes 114 amino acids. NCBI's taxonomy places the organism in Eukaryota, Fungi, Ascomycota, Pichiomycetes, Pichiales, Pichiaceae. The record is from RefSeq and is a predicted model, not a curated record. The transcript has a single exon.
AUGAAGGGCAAGAACUGGUUCUGUUUUGACAUCAUGGUGGUGAACAAAGCAACGUGUCUUUUGGACAGCUCCUGCUGGUCGGAGUUUCUCAUUAAAGUGGCGUAUAGAAGAACCAGGUCGGAGUCUUGGGGCAGUUGCGAAACACCGUCGAAUAUGACAGACCAGUUGGGCACUUUCUUACCGCUUUCAGCGAAAGCCAGUGUCGUCAAAACCCACACACUUCCAGCAGACUGGAAGUCAAGCUUCUCCAGCACGGAACUGUACACGAGCUCGCCGUCAGAGACGUGUUCGAGAACUUCCAUCAAAAUGUCAGACAGUACGGCGGUCUUGGAUUCCGACUGCUGA